This is a messenger RNA of Leptinotarsa decemlineata (Colorado potato beetle), 1122 nucleotides long. RefSeq lists its product as uncharacterized. The record is from RefSeq and is a predicted model, not a curated record. Lineage: Eukaryota; Metazoa; Arthropoda; Insecta; Coleoptera; Chrysomelidae.
CUAUUCGAAAAGCUGUCAGAUAAAUUUGACAUUUCACUUGAUCAUGUGUCAUUAUUAAAUGUUCGUUCGGUAUCAUUCGUUUUUUCACAAAUUUGGUUAAUAUGGAUGGAGAACAAUUCAUGAAUAACCUGAGAGCUCAGGUAAACCAUCAUAGCAGCUCCUUAGCAAAUCCCAGUGAAUCUUCCAUGGAGGCCGUAGCGAGUUCUUCGGGCAUCAAACCUAAGAGAACUUCAAAUUUGCUUGCAGCAUUUGUCAGACGAACACGAAACAAAUCCAAAACUUCAGGAAAGAAUUCAAAAACAAUUGAGGCCUCUUCAGCAAAUUUGAGUUCCAUUCCAAGUAAUUCUUCUGUUGGGCUGCGUACGGAAGAAGUGGAACUUAUCGUGGAAAAUUAUGAAAGAAAACUCGAAUCUCUCGAAACUGGACGUAAAAUGGAGUCAGAUGCAAAAGAAACUAAAUUUGUUACAACAACUGAUUCUGAGCAUUCAAUGCGUUCAGGAAUGAAGAUAAAACAUCAGUUUUUUCGAAAAUUGAUCAAAAGGCAAACUUCAAAUGAAUGCGAAAAACCGAAUGUGAUUGCCAUACAGUCGGAAGGCAAAAAGGACCAAACUAUCGAUAAAACUUGGGAGCCCAUUCAACAAGAAGAUCAUAAUUUAGCCAAUAACAUUCUGAAAAAUGAACAACCAAGCAUUAUUGGCAUACCUAGUUCAUAUAUACACUUUCCACUACCCAUGCUGAAUAUAACUCUGGCAAAUGGUCUUCAAACUGUUCAGGCACUUUCAUCGCGUCUUCAGGAGCAUAGAAAACAUCUGUUCGAUGUUUUUAAAAAGUAUAUAGUUGAUUCGAGUUUCCAGAAAGAGUUAGUGGACAUACUGACAGAACACUCCAAAUUUCAAUGGGAAGCUGAAAGAAGAAGCAGUGCACUAGCAAGUGAUAUGUGGGUUUAUCAAGUAGAGAUCGGAAGAAAACAGGAACGUAUUUUGCAAGAAUCUCUGAAUUCGCUCGUUCGCCAAAAUAGGCAGUUGCAAAUAGAUUACGAAAUUCUGUUCCGUAAACAUGAGACACUUAUCAGAAGAUUGCAAAGCCAACACGGGCAUGGCUUGAAACAAAAAUGUGUCAUGG